AUGCGCUGGGCCCUCGGGGGGCUGCGCUGCGGGGAUGCCGCCGGCUGUGAGGGGCCGGGCUCUGGGGCAAUGGGGGGCAGAAACCCGCGGGCUCUGGGGCUGGGCAAGGGCAGCGCUGGGACCCCCAGGCCGGGCAAAGAGAUCCGUGGGGCUGCGGGCACCAUGGGGCUGGGAUCGGGGUCACCGGGACCGAGCGGCUCCCGGGGCGCGGCGGAGGGGCGCCAUGGCGGCGGGGUGAGGGCCGGCUCCAGCCCUGUGGAUGCGGCCCGGUCCCUCCUGCCCCUGCUCCCGUCCUUACCCGUGCCUCUGCCCGCAGGCUGGCUGCCCGCCCUGCAGCUCGUCCGCCGCGGCUCCAAGGCGGUCACCCGCCACUGGAAGGCCAUGCACUUCCAGCGCCAGAAGCUCAUGGCCGUGACCGAGUACGUGGCCCCCCGGCCGGCCGUGCCGCCGCGCUGCCUGCCCCGCAAGGAGGAAGCCGAAGUGGUGGAGGAGGACGACGGUUACGUGCGGCUGCUGCGGCGGCAGGUGGAGGAGGCGUUCCGGGAUAACCGGAUGAUCGCCGUGUGCCAGUACAACGCCAUGCCCGGGGAGGACAUGGUGCUGCUGAGGCACUACCUCCGCAAGCACAACAUCGAGGUCAAGUUCUUCCUCAACGAGAUCGUCAGGCCCGUGCUGUCGCAGUCCAAGUACAGGAACCUCCUCCCUCUCUUCGUGGCCCGCAACAUCCUGCUGGUGAGCCGGGAAGCGAAGGCCAAGGAGAUGCUGCGGGUGCUGAAGGGAGUGCCGCAGAUCAACCUCCUGGGCGCCUGCAUCGACGACACCAUCCUGAGCAGGCAGGGAGUGGAGAACUUUGCCAAGCUGCCCUCUCUGGAGGUUGCCCAGGGGCAGGCAGUGGGUGCCCUGUCCCUCCUGCCCUCCCAGACGUCCUCCCUGCUCCAGCGCAGCUCCGCACACCUCACUGCUCUGCUGGACCAGCACAUCCGCAGGCUGCAGGAGGCCGAGGGGGGGACCCCAGCGCAGCCCACCCCAGAGCCCACAGGGGCUCAUUGAUGCUGGGACCUGGCCCUGCCCCGUGUGUUUGGCCCCUUCACUGGGUGGGGGGGCCAGGGGUUAAAGGUUUGGCACUGGGGAGGAAGCCAGCGGUGGGACCGAGGGUCUGGCAGCGCCACCCUGGAGCCCUUCCCUUUGCUCCCUGCACCCAUGGCUGUGGGGAACAGCCCUGCCGUGUUUUGGGUGCUGCAGGCAGAGGGGUGCUGGGGUCACCCAGUGGAAGCUGCGUGUGGCGGGGGAGGAA
This is a messenger RNA of Pezoporus flaviventris, 1294 nucleotides long. It is a transcript of the gene MRPL10, whose product is annotated as mitochondrial ribosomal protein L10. Bases 1 to 1050 code for a protein of 349 amino acids. Gene Ontology annotation, cellular component: mitochondrial large ribosomal subunit. Gene Ontology annotation, molecular function: structural constituent of ribosome. Gene Ontology annotation, biological process: translation. The transcript has 5 exons. The record is from RefSeq and is a predicted model, not a curated record. Lineage: Eukaryota; Metazoa; Chordata; Aves; Psittaciformes; Psittacidae.